Juglans microcarpa x Juglans regia is the source of this 3108-nucleotide messenger RNA. Its product is annotated as pentatricopeptide repeat-containing protein At3g50420. Bases 1 to 2124 code for a protein of 707 amino acids. Lineage: Eukaryota; Viridiplantae; Streptophyta; Magnoliopsida; Fagales; Juglandaceae. The transcript has a single exon. Gene Ontology annotation, molecular function: RNA binding; protein binding. The record is from RefSeq and is a predicted model, not a curated record. Gene Ontology annotation, biological process: RNA modification.
AUGCCACCAUUGUAUGAGAUAUCCACCUUGGCCGUCCUCAUUCAAAAAUGCAUAACAAUAACCUCAUUGAGAAAAUGUCGUCAACUCCACGCCCUCAUCCUAACUACUGCCACAACUUUCGAUGUCCAAACUCCCUAUCUGAACAACAAUCUCCUCUCCAUGUAUGCGCGGUGUGGCUCACUCGAGGAGUCUCGGUUGGUGUUCGACAAAAUGCUUCACAGAAGCCUUGUUUCCUUCAAUGCACUCAUCGCGGCUUACUCUCGAGUCCCGGACCAUGCGGUUUCAGCCUUCGAAUUGUAUGGGCGAAUGGGAGUUGAGUGCCUGAGGCCAAACGGUUUUACUUUCACGAGCUUGCUACAAGCAUCUUCUUCGCUUGAGGAUUGGUUGGCUGGCUCUUUGCUUCAUUCCCAAGUUGUAAAGUUUGGAUUCUUGAAUGAUGUUUGCGUUCAAACCUCCCUACUUGGGAUGUACUCGAAUUGUGGGGAUUUGGAAUCUGCGAAAAGAGUUUUCAAGUUUAUAAACGAUAAAGAUGUCGUGGCUUGGAAUUCUGUAAUAUAUGGACACUUAAAGAAUGAUAAAGUGAAGGAUGGGCUUGAGCUCUUUGGUGGGUUGGUGAGGACGGGUGUUAUUCCAACCGAGUUUACGUAUUCAAUGGUUUUAAAUGCAUGUAGCAGAUUGGGAGAUUAUCGUUGUGGGCAAGUUAUUCAUGCCCAAGUUAUCGUUUCAAACGCACUAGUUGAUUUGCCUUUGCAAAAUGCCCUGCUUGACAUGUAUUGUAAUGUUGGUGAUACCCAAAAAGCAUUCCGUGUCUUUCUUAGAAUGGAAAAUCCAGAUUUUGUUUCAUGGAACUCAAUGAUUGCUGGGUACUCAGAGAAUGAGGAAGGAGAAGAGGCUAUGGUCCUUUUCGUCAAGUUGCAGGAAUUGUCUCUUCCUAAGCCAGAUGAGUAUACUUAUGCAGCCAUCAUAUCAGCGACUGCUUCAUUCCUAGCCUCAAAUAAUGGGAAACCUCUCCAUGCCCAAGUUACAAAAGCAGGAUUUGAUACGAGUGUCUUUAUAGGAAGUACCCUAGUGUCCAUGUAUUUCUACAAUGCUGAAGUUCAAUCGGCGGAAAAGGUCUUUAAUAUGAUUUUAGAGAAGGAUGCUGUUCUCUGGACUGAAAUGAUUGCAGGUCAUUCUAGAAUGGCUAAUGGGGAGAGCGCAAUUAAAUUUUUCAAUGGAAUGUGUCGGGAUGGCCAUAAGAUUGAUAGUUUUGCUCUCAGUGGAGCAUUGGGUGCAUGUGCAGGCCUUUCAAUAUUGAAACAAGGUGAAAUGAUUCACUCCCAGGUAGUCAAAAGGGGAUGUGAUGCUGAAAUGUCUGUAUGUGGUAGUUUGGUAGACAUGUAUGUCAAAAAUGGUGACCUUCAUUCUGCUAAAUCAAUAUUUUCCCAAGUUUCAAACCCUGAUUUGAAGUGCUGGAACUCGAUGCUUGGAGGAUAUAGUCACCAUGGAAUGGCAAUGGAGGCAUUGCAGCUCUUCAAAGAGAUUCUAAAUCGUGGUUUAAGACCAGAUCAAAUAACAUUUCUGUCUCUUCUCUCAGCUUGUAACCACGGUGGGUUGGUGGAUAAAGGAAAGUUCCUGUGGAAUUUAAUGAAGGAAAAUUGUUUAUCACCGGGCCUUAAGCACUACUCUUGCAUGGUAAGUUUGCUGGGUCGAGCUGGACUAUUGGAGGAGGCAGAGGAAAUGAUAGUCAAAUCACCUUAUAGAGAAGAUAAUCCGGAACUGUGGAGAACUUUGCUAAGCUCAUGUGUCAUCAAAAGAAAUAUGAGAGUAGGAAUUCAUGCAGCAGAACAAGUUCUAAGAUUAGAUGCAGAAGACAGUGCAACCCAUGUCCUUCUUUCUAAUCUUUAUGCUGCAGGAGGGAGAUGGGAUUGUGUCGCAGAAAUGAGACGAAAGAUACGAGGAUUGGUGUUGGAAAAGGAUCCUGGGCUAAGCUGGAUUGAGGCCAAGAAUGAUAUUCAUGCAUUUUCCUCUGGGGACAGAGUACACCCCAAGGUCGAAGAAGCCCAAGAUGAACUGCUCAGGCUACAGCAGAACAUGAUAAGGUCGGAAACUGAAGAUUUUGAUUCGAGAAUCUAUUCUACGUAGUUUAAAGAGACUGAAACAAAGAGAGAGCUUGGAAUUUUAUUGAGCAUUGGUGAUAACAGACCUCUAUAUUUCGGUUUCCGGCUCAAAACAAAUGCUGUUGAAGAUUUGGAAAUUGAUACGAAUACUGUCCACUCUAGGUACUCUAAGCACUACUACUACUGCUACUGCAGCAGGUAUUGUCAGCAGCCAUUGAUGAGGCAGGACUAAAACGCAACGGCCAAUUUGUCAUAAUCCUUAUGUUUUGCAAAUCUUCAUGAGAAUAUCGCUUUUUUUAGGGCUUACAUUCAGUGAAAAAUAAUUGCAAGUGUUACGGAUGAGAUCGAUUAAGCCAAACAAGAAGCUAGAACUUUUCUUCUGGUAGCCUGGCUGUUUCCAGAAUCUGGCCAAUCAAGAUAACCAUGUCCACAGACUCCACUUCAGCUGGAGCAUCACUGUGAGCAAAUCAACCAUCUUAGUAUCUUACCACUUUUCAUACCAAGCAAAACGAAAAAUAAAAAGUUCAAUCCCACUUGAAGGAACCUUAGCUAACUCUCCCAUAACUUAAACUCGGCCAGUAAUAAUCCCACUAUAAAUUAGCAAUAUCUCUUGACAUUUCCAUGCCACAACUCCAAGCUGGGUUGGAGAUCUAGCUGCAAUGAGUGCUUCAGAGAAGCCAAAAAAGCAACAGAUUAUUUAGCAAAACAGGGCGCAUGUGGAAUAAGACUUAAGGAUAGAGUAUGACAGCUACAUGACCUCAUUGCCGAUAGAAGUCAGAGGACUGAUGGCUUUGGAUCGAGCUGGAAUAUCCUUAAGCCGUGAUAAAUAACUCUCAAUAUGAAGUGGAAAUAUAGUUCACACAAUUGCUGUUUUAGUUCCUGGGUUGUACAUAUAUGUUCUUGCUUAUGUUUCAGAUGAUAUUGAGUCCAAGAUGGGAUAUUUUAGCACCUUGUUUUUGGGAGGUUGUAUUCUACAAGAUGUUCUAUAGAUGUAAGCGCAGCAUUCCCC